CAUCUGAGAACCUAGCCAUUCCCAGAGUCAGAGAUGACAAGUCAAGGAUGUCGUCGGGGAAGGUCAAUGGAAGGGCAGAAGAGGAAGAGGAAGAAGAAGAGAGCGAGGAGGAAGAUGAAGAUGAAGAUGAUGAAGAUGAGGAAGAGGAAGAGGAAGAAGAGGAAUCCGAGGAAGAAGAAACCAUGCCUCAACCUCCUCCUCACGAAGAAGUGUAUGAGACGAAGAGCGAAGUCGAGGUUGCAGAACAGGCAGCGCCCAGAACACGCCAGGCAAAUGCACAGCCUGGCUCAUCCAAGCAGCCAGAGCAGCCGCCUCCGCAGGCCGCCACAGCCUCGCCUCCGGAGGCCAAAUUACAGGACGCCCUGGGAUCGAAUUUCCCGCCUGCCGAGGAAAAGCCCAAGGAGCCGAGAGAAGCCCCUGCGCCGGCGAAAGAGCCGAUUAAAGCCCAAGACGCGGCGGAGGAGAAGACGGAGGCUCCUGCAGAGGAGGAAAGGACCAUCUCGCCUCCUCCUCGGAGGUCCCGCUUCGUCCAAGAGCUCUACAAGGGGGAGGGGAAGACGGAGGCUCCUGCAGAGGAGGAAACUAUCAGUUCGUCUCCUCGGAGGAGGUCCCGCUUCGUCCAAGAGCUCUACAAGGGGGAGGGGAAGACGGAGGCUCCUGCAGAGGAGGAAACUAUUAGUUCGUCUCCUCGGAGGAGGUCCCGCUUCGUCCAAGAGCUCUACAAGGGGGAGGAGAAGACGGAGGCUCCUGCAGAGGAGGAAAGGACCAGUUCGCCUCCUCGGAGGAGGUCCCGCUUCGUCCAAGAGCUCUACAAGGCUGGAUUCGGGGACAAGGAGGAGGAGCAGGAGGGCGUCCAGAACAGCGCGGAGGACGCCAGGAACGAGGACGGAGGCCCGAAGGACACGAGCGCCGGCGUGAUCACCACACUCCAGAUCGACAUCGAACCGGAGCCGCAGCAAGUUCGGAAGCAGGAGGUCCUGAACCGCGAACCCGAUUCCCUCUUGACGAAAACCAUCGACUACCCGAGCUUCGAGUCGAACUUGAAAGAGGAGAAGGAGGACAAGCAGUCCGUGAUGGACGGGAAAGAUAGCGAAUGUAACGAAGAAGGCCAUGGACAAGGCGAAGAAGGAGAGGAAGGGAAAAUGAAUGAAGAUGCCAUUGAGGAAAACGAGAAGGAGGACAUUAUUACCCCACUGCCGAAUGACACUUGGCGGGAAAAUGAAGACGACACUAACACCGUCGCAUCUUCUUCUGCCGCCGAUGAGAAGGAACGAGAACUGCCAUGGUGGGAACAGACAGAAGAGGAGGAUACGAACCAGGAUUCGGGUUCAGUGUGGUGGGAACAGCAGCGAAAUGAAGACGAAGUAGAACAGGGGGAGGAGGUCCCAUGGUGGGAACGGCCGGCUGUUAAGGAGCCCGUUCAGAAUGACUCGGGAAUGUGGUGGGAAAAGGAGCAUGACGAUCAGCAAAAGGACGAGAUAAUGCUGUGGCAACGGUCUAUCGAACCCGUCCAGCCAGACCCAAAGAUCUUGAAGGCCAAGGAAGAGGAUGACCAAGAUAAGGACGACCUUCCAUGGUGGGAGAAGCGGGAAAUGACAAGGGAUUGGAGUCCAGUUGGUUCCCCAGUUUUCAAAAAGGACAUCGUUGAAAAUAUGGGCAACAACGAGGCAAAUGAAGAAUGGUGGAAAAAAUGGGACACGCGAGCUGAGCCCUGCACAGUUAGCAUCACCAAGUUGAGGGAAAAGGCGCGACAUGCUACCCCGUGGUGGGCGGCGGCCGAUGCGUCAGAGCCAACGGAUGAAAAGGACGAGAAUUCUUUAUGGUGGGACCAAGAUGGUACCACCGACAAGAGUCCAGCAAUACCCGAAGCUCCCCCAAUGCCCGGCGUCCCCCCUCCUCCCCCGCCCAUGCCCGGUAUGCCCCCACCUCCGCCCCCACCGAUGCCCGGAAUGGUUCCCGGCGAGAAGAAGAUCUCGGAGGCCAAGAAGUUCAAACUGGACCAAAUCAAGCGGGCGGCGAGGACCAGGCCGGAUUGGAACACCUUGCUGAAGAAUAUUGAGGGCGGCGUGAAACUCAAGCACUUGUCUCCCUUCGAGAAGACUGACAGGUCCAAGCCCAUUUUGCCUUCGUCCCGCGGCAAAGGAGGAAAGUUCGUGUACGAGUCGGAGAAGCCCCUCGCCCACAACGAACUCCUGCGGGAGAUCCACAGGGGCGUCAGACUCCGGAAGGCCAGGACGGACGACAGAAGCAGACCGGAUUUCAAAGCUCUAGGCCUCAAGAAGCUGCGUCGGCAGCGGACCAUGGAGGAGGUGAAGGACCCGAUGGAGGCGAUGCCGUCGUCCUCCGACGAAGAGGAGGACAUCGACACCAUGAGGGACGACCUCCAGGCCACCAAGAGCCAACUCGCUGAUGAGAUCAAGCAAAGGAAGAAGAUCGAGCGCGAAAACAAGAUUUUAAAGAUCGACAUCGAGAGCUUGCAAGCGGAGGUGAAGAAGCUGAAGCGUCAGCUGAAGGAGGCGGGCGCGGUGGAGCCGAAGCCCCUGAAGAGCAGCGAGGCGGAGGAAAUCGUGCCCAAGCUCGAGAAAUCCAUGAGCAAGUUGCGCAUGCGCGAGGACGACCUCGACUUCACCGAGCUGGACACACUGGAGACAGAGAUCAACAACCUGAAGCGGGAGGUCGACUUCCACAAGAAGCAAGCUGAGGAUUACCUCACGCGGUACGACGAGGUCACGCAGAAGCUCAUCGUCUCCGAGAACAGCGCGGAUGAGUGGGAGCUGCGAGGCAAUUACUACGAGAAGAAGUACAAGGCCUUGCAGAAGGAGCACAACAUCGAACUGCCGGACAUCGACACCAUCGGCACGCAGACGGACCCCGUGGACUUCGUGGAGGCGCCGCCGUCGUCCCCCGUGGACGACGACGACGACGACGCGGACGAUGCCGCGGCCUUCCCCGUGCCGUCCAAGUCAGGCUCGCGAAGGAGCUUUGCGUCCUCCGUCCACAGGAUGGAGAGCUUCAAGGAGGAAGAUGAGGAGGAGGACGAGGACGAAGAUGAGGAAGACGAGGAAGAGGAAGAAGAGGAAGAGGAGGAGGAAGAAGAGGAAGAAGAGGAGGAGGAAGAGGAAGCAGAAGAGGAAGGAGAGGAGGUCGACGAAGAAACGGCAGCGGAGAGAAGAGCCGAGAAUGCACAGAAGAAGAAGGACAGAGACCUGAAGCUGUGGCAGAACAAGCUGGAACACAUGAAGGACCGCGAGACGAACAUUCGCAAGGAGAGGAACAGCCUGAGGGAAAGAAUAAAGAAAUACUUCCGCGACAUCCAGGCCGAGAGAGAAGGCUACAUGAAGAUCAAGGCGGAAAUCGACGAGAUGGCGAAGGCAAUGAAGGAAGGCGUCGAGAGCGAGCCAGAGUCAGAGGAGGACGACGAGGAAGAGGAGGAGGAGGAGGAGGAGGAGGGAGCGCCGCCAGCAGACCACGAAGACAACGCCGGCUGGUGGUUCGACGAGCCCAACCAGAAGCCAAAGAAGCUGAAGAAGAGAAAGAAGAAGAACAACCGCGGAGAAGAGAGGGAAGAAGAGGAGAUGGUGGACUUAUCGCAACUCGUGGAGCCGGAAUGGAGCGACAGCGAAGAGGAGGAGAGUGAGAGCGACAACGAGGAGAACGAAUUCGAGAGCAGAAUAUCCUGCCUGCAGGAUCGGACGAGGAAGCACGAGCUGUGCAUGAACGCCAUGAAGAAGGACAACUACGUGCUGAAGGCGCAGGUGGAGCGGUGCGAGGAGAUGUUCGACGUGGAGAAGAGACGACACAAGCGGCUGAAUGAGGAACUUCACAUCAUGUUGUCGGAACUCUCGUAGCCUUCGUCCCCUUCGUUCUGAUUUUUUUUUUUAGGUUUCUCACUUUGCCUUAGUCUUUAUUUCUCCAUCUUUUUCUCUCUAGGAUAUGUAAUAAAUGACUCAAAUUUUUAUUUUAGAUUUGUAAGUAGAGAGUAUAAAUGCUUCUUCGUUUUGUUGUUGUGAAUAUGAACUGGUUAUAUGAACGACGAUGCGAAUGCGUAUUACAUUUUUUUAGUAUAAGCAAAUGUCUGCUUUGUUCUCCACCGUGUGGCAGCUUCAUAUUGAGUGCAGAUAUUGUAACUUUUAAAUAGCAUUAGUCUUUUUAUCAUAUGCAUUCUGCUACAUUUACUGUAUUUGGAAACAAAAAUAAAACUCCCUUCUUCCCUUAUUUGCAGUAAUAAAAAUGCUAAACAGACACGCCUGAGCAUAUUAAAAUGGAAGAGAAAUUUAGGUAAUGUGAGAAAUUGAUAAAACAAAGAGUAUACCGAGUGUAAUACAAGGAUGCAUGCUCGAACAGAACACCCUAAGAAUCACGCAGGUGUCCUUCAUAGGUUCUGCAACAGCAUCCAUGGGACCAAGGCAAGGCAGACCGUGAUAGCUGUUGCAAUUCUCCAGAACUUGGUUAUUUCUGCCAUUUUAUUGGAAUUAUUUGUUCCAUUUUAUUACAUUAUUUGGAAUGUGUUUUUUUCUUCUUGUGUGGCAAGAACAAUGGUCGGUUAAAAGAAGGUAAUCGAAAUAUCCUUUGUAUUUCAUACAUCUUUAUCAUUAUUUACUUAUUCUUCAAAUAUGACAAGCGAAGUAGCUCAUUCCCAAAAGAAGAGAAAUCAAAUCAUGACAUCGAAUCUAUUACUUUUCAUGUUUGUUUUUUUUCUGAUUAUAGAAGUAUGCAUCAUCAUCAUUCUUCCUUCCUUCUUUUCCACUUCUCUUCUCUCUUCCAAGAACAGCUUCUCUCUAAAAACGAAUUGAGUGUAUUGUGUCCUGUUGUCCGAUAGCGUCUAACCAAUGUCAAUCUCUGAAGGUGCGUCUCACUGCCACCUCCCCCAGCGGGAAUUGGUCGGCCGGCAAUUCAAUACUUUGUGUGUAGAGGCACUAGAAGCCUUUUCAGAUUUUUAAAAAGUUUAAUAUGCAUGACAUUUUACAACUAAAAUAGAUUAUGAAUCUAAUAAAUUAUGGCAGGAUCAUA
Penaeus indicus is the source of this 5010-nucleotide messenger RNA. Its product is annotated as glutamic acid-rich protein-like. The transcript has 23 exons. Gene Ontology annotation, molecular function: actin binding; microtubule motor activity. Gene Ontology annotation, cellular component: actin filament; mitochondrion; microtubule associated complex. The coding region runs from base 48 to 3848 and encodes 1266 amino acids. The record is from RefSeq and is a predicted model, not a curated record. Lineage: Eukaryota; Metazoa; Arthropoda; Malacostraca; Decapoda; Penaeidae. Gene Ontology annotation, biological process: microtubule-based movement; spindle elongation; respiratory electron transport chain.